AGGGGGAGCAAGAGAGCGCGAGGGAGUGAGUGAGUGAGCGAGCGAGAGAGAAAAGGAACGGGAGCGCGCACUCGCGCAGUAAACGACAGAUAACGCGUGAAGGGAACGUAAGCCGUCACUGUCCUGAUCCGGAUCCCAUUAAAGGAUGUAUCGACCGUUGCGGUACAGUGUGUGUGGAGAUUGACAUUUCUCCAAGGGCUUUGUGCGUUUAUUAUCACUGCGACUGCUUCAUCCAGACCCCCGCCCCGCCCCUCGAUCGUUUCCUGACGCCCGUCGCCACGGCAACCAUGGACUGCGGAUUGCGUUUGCCGCCCGUCAUUGAGGAGGUCCUGGAUGCUGCAGAUGUGAGGAGUGACUCUUCAGAAGCUUCCAGAAGAGCUGACGAUGAUGUGUGCGACCUGAAAGCAGAACGGCCAGGCAUAGGCGUUGAGAUGACAGCCAAAGUGCGGGGGUCACUGGAGGAGAACGAUGAGAGAGAUCAAGGGAUAGAGGUGGGAAACGGAGAGAAGGGGCAAGAGGAUGAGCGAGAGAAGAAUGAAGCCAUGGAGGAGAAGGUGGAGGAGACCGAGGAACCGAGAGGAACCGAUGAUGAAGAUGAGCUGGAGGUUCUGAGAUCUCAGAUGGUGCAGCUGUUGCUGGAGUUGGAGGAAACCAGAGAGGUGUCACAACGACACGAGGAGAGCUACAAUGAGCUUCAAGGUCUUUUGGAAGAAGAGCGUCUGGCCAGCGCCCAUCAGGCCGAAAGCUUUACGAGACAGAUCCAAAGACUUCAAGCCCAGCUGCGUUCGGUGCAGGAGGAGCUGGACAGCCUGGAGGAGGAGAAGGUAUGCGAGCUGUUGGAGGCGCAGAACGAGCUGCGUAUAGCGCAGGAGGAGGUGCAGGAGCUGCAGCUGGCGGCUGAGGAGGCGGCCGCCGAACGGGAAAAUGAUAUCGCUCUGCUGCAGGAGGAGCUGUGCCGUGUGCGCGCCGAGCUGGAGCGUCUGCGCGGCACCACGCAGGAGUACGAGCUGGAGUUGACCACAUUGCGGGCCGAGAUCAGCAUGAAGAGCCAGUGCCAAGAGGAGCGGGAGAAAGCCGGAGGAGACGGUGACGUGGACCAGCUGAUAGAGGAGUGUCGCUCUUUGAAGAACGAGUGCCAGACGCUGAAAAAUGGCAACAAGCACCUCUCUGAGAAACUGGAGAUGUUGGAGCAACAGAGAGCCAGCUCCACCGACUCGUACCUGAGCUUAACAACAGAGCCGAACGAUGGAGAAAGUAACUCAGAAAUGGACAAGGAAGUGAAGACAGAUUUUGUGAGCACAUUAGGGGUUGACCAGAAGUGGGUGGACGCUUAUACCCAGAAGAACAUUUCGUUUGAGGGUAAACCGGUCACCCCGACGAGCACGAGCGGAGGGUUUGCUGAAAUCUUCUCCCUCAGAGAUCAACUAAAGCAGGCUGAAGAGAAGGCCUCACGGGUUCAGAGAGAGUGUGAUGGACUAAAAGGAGAGCUCCAGGAACUUCAGGGGCUCUAUGAGAGCAGCCAACGGGAGAGGGCGGAGCUAGAGGCGGAGCUACAUCGCUGCAGGGCGGAGCUAGAGCGUCUGGCUGGAAGGAAGGCUCAGAGCUCCACUCCUUCGUCUGAGUCCCCUAUUCUCUCCAUACCCUUCAUAGGAAUGGUUGUAAUAAUGGGCCUGAUAUGGUGCUGCUGGAUGGAGCUCUUGUCCUAAAGGGGGAAGGAGGGAGACUGGAACCUGGUGAUGGUUGUUGCCAUGGCAGCAGCAGCAGUUCUACUCAUUCCCAGUUUGACCAGAGCCUUGGCCUGAGUGCUGGACAGGAAGUGACCUCAUUCCUCAACCAUCAGCUCUUCCCAUGGUACACAAUUCAAUCCAAUGGGAUUUGAAACCAUCAUGCACCUGUGUCACAUGGCUACCAAAUUUCGUUGUGCAUCGUAAUGCUGGUUGUUUGCUGUUUCAACUGCUCGCUUUGCUUUCGUCAAUCAUAUGCGUUUCGACUAGCCGUGCUACGAACACUGAUGUCGUGGGUAUUUAAAUGGUUACCAUGGAGAUGAACUCCUAAGAGAAGCUGAUUGGUCCCAACUUCAUGUUUUCUUCUUUCUUUCCUUACUGGACAGCUGACCAUUCACAGGUCCUCCAGAAACUCUUUGCCUUAUUGUUGUUUUUUGGAAAAUAACGUUUGCACAUUUUAACCUUUUUGUCUAUGAACAAAAGAUUACAGUUCUUCAUCAACAGCGCUUCGGAUGAAGUGAAUUGCUUUACUUUUAUUUAGGUAGCAUGCAGUACUUAUUUAAUCUUCCUGGAUCUUCCUCGGCAUUCUUAAUAGUUUGUAUUUAAGUCACAAUUACUGUCAUUUGUGUUUAGGUUGAAAAACCAACUUCUUUCAUUUCUUUACUAGCAUGUUCUACUUUGGUUUCAAACUAAAUUGUAGGAGAUUUCUAUAUGCGAUCAAAUGAGUGUACUUUGUGUUGUUUUAAGUAAAAAAACGCACUUGAUUUUGGUGUUGAACAAAAGUUUAAAGAAUUCAGGGAGGUAAGGUAAGUUAAAGGGAUAGUUCACCAAAAAAAAAUUAUUUUGUCAUAAUUUGCUCACCCUUAAAACCUGUAUGCAGUUUUUUGUUCUGCUGAACACAAAUGAAGAGUGUUAAUACCGCAUUUUUGGGACUAUAAGCCGCAUCGGAGUAUAAGUCGCAUCAUUCAAAAAUGCGUCAGUAAGACUAAAUAUCAUAUAUAAGUCACAGUGCACUAUAUGUCGCGUUUAUUUAGAAAAUUAUUUCACAAAAUCCAAGCCAAAGAACAGACAUUUAAGGACGGUUGAAUAGGCUAAAUUAGAACCGAAUAAGCCAACUAGCGUGAAGUUCGCAUACUCGUUAUUCCGCAUCACUGAAUCCAUUAAAUUACAUAAAUACAGGAGUAGCAUAUAGCAGACUCUUGCGGCUGUAGUUUAUUGCCUCAUGAAUGUCAAAAUUAAUUCAUACUGACUUACAAGGCGUACCUGACUAUAAGACGCAGAAAAAACGUGGCUUAUAGUCCGAAAAAUACGAUAACCAAAGAGAUAUGGGGUACCAUUCACUUCCAUAGUAUUGUUCUAUAGAAAUCAAUGGUGCCCUAGAUUUAUUUUGAUACAAAAUAUCUUCCUUUGUAUUCAACAGAACAAUACAGGUUUGAAACAAAAUUUUUGGUGAACUAUCCCUUUAAAUGAUCCAGCAGGUAAACACGCUCUUCACUUUCACUUGAUCUUGACUUGUUUUAAACCUACACAAAUAUUUUUGUAUUUUAAUUGUUUAUUCCAAGACAUGAAAUGUAUAGUUUGAUUUUGUGCGUAUAGAUUGAUACACGAUGUUAAAAAGAGCGGUAAAUAUUUUUAUACGACGGUCGACUAAUGCAUACACUAAAAUCACACUAAAGUAGCUCUGAAACCAACGUAUCAUAAAACUAGCACAGAUGAUACUCGAGGUUAUUUGAAGUGACAACACAUUUAUCUUGAUGAUCUACUGAUGCAAAUUAAUUAUCUUCAGACGUUACAGAAAGUGUAAAACAGUGGUUCUCAACUGGUAAGUCAUGGGCCAAAAGUGGGUCAUAGCUGGGAUGCUAAUGCAAAUAAUCAAGCGAAAAUCUCUAAUAAAUAUUAGCCUGAUUUAUCUCACGUUUGCUGUUGCUAAGCAUCUAAUUUUUAAUUCAGUCUAUCAUGUUAAACAUUUUGCAUGUUGUUGGGUCCAUAUGCAGUUAAUGCUAAAAUUAAUGUUGAUAUAAAACCAUCUGAGAACCACUGUUAUAAAUCCUUUAUAGACAACUUUCCUGAGACGUGCAUCUUUGCUUACAAUGCAACUCAAAUCUGUAGCAAACUUGAUAAUAUGACAGCUAUAAGUAGAAACCUACCUACAUUCUUUCACCAAACAAUGUUAUGAUGAUAAAAAUUAUUAUGUAUCCUUAACUAAAGAGGUUUAAAGAGACAUAUGUAGCUUUUUAUGUCAAAGGUCUGUGUAAUUUACAGACUGUGAUUGUGUUGAUUCUGAUAUGAAAAUGUAUAUUAACUUCAUGGAUUUACUUUCCACCAAGGGUUCUGGUAAAUUAAUCUUGAGGUACUAGAAAAAAAUCUAUUAUGUUAUUACUUAAAAUAUCUAUUAAUAGGAAUGCACCGAUGUAUCGGCCUAUAAUCGGUAUCGGCAAAUAAAAGCAAGUAUGGCAGAAAUCGGUCGAUUGUUUAAAAUCACUCGAUGAUCAGGAUUUCACAACAUAAUUUGUUUAAACAUGUAAACUAUCGGUGUCUAUGUCAUUCAAAGUAAUGGAAUAUCGGUAUCGGCACCGAUACAUUGCUAUCUAUUACUGUAUAAUCUUGAUCUUUUUAAGGUAUUCAACAACACAACGUAGACAAUUUUUGACAAAUCUCAGUAGAAAUCCUCUCUUCUAUACGAUUGACUACCGUAGCAUCGUGGCAGUGAAUUGGUGCAUCUCUAUGUAGUGUGGAUUUAAAAUGUAUAAAAUCCUCUCAGUGUUUGGGUUUAUCUGCCGUAUCUAAAGUCUGUGCUGUUUUUACAAUCCUAACAAUAGAUUCAGAACUCAAUGGUAGCACAACUGAAUGUUUAAUGUAUCAAUGCUUAUCAAAUACUUUCUAUGAGGCAGUGCAUGUCGCACCGUGACUUCUUUGUCUUUAAAAUAAAAAUGUGGUUUUGCUUCUGCACUGUAUUACAAGAUUUGUUCCUGUUCUGAUUGAAAUGUUGCUUUAUCACUUUGACGAAGUAACGUUUUACUGAAAUUGUUUUAAGAAGCAUACUGUAUUUUAUUUUGGGUCAAGAUCUUCCACCCCACACUUGUACAUGAUGUAAUAUUUACAGAUUGCAUUUUCGCAUGUCCAUCUGCAUGCAGGCCGAUAGAAACCAGUGUUAGAUUUUAGCUCCCGUGACAAUUGUGGAAAAGACUUCCGACUCUGCACCUCACCCGAAUUGUUGUCAAUAUUCCAGUUUGUUCAUUUGCAGUUUUUGAAACUUGUUUUGUGUUUAAGAUCUUUGUAGUCCAAUGUUGUUUGUGUUUUAUUUGUUUUUAUUAUUGAAAAUGGAUGAAACCAAUAUACAAACAGACAAUACACACACUGUAAAAAAAUGCAGCAUGAAAUUAAAACAACCUGGUUUUGCAAGUCAAUUCAACCUACUAUUUUAAGUUGACAUAACAUAUUAAACAAGUUAAAAUUGUUUUUACUUCAUUUGUUAAGUUAAAGUAACAUUUAAAAAUGUAUCAAAAUUGUGAUUUUUUUACAGUGCACACUGUAAAUAAUUCUUUGUUGUUUAAUAAACUUACAUUUACAAUUCAUUUAAACUUUCUUGUCUUGUGAAGUGGUAUAAAUGAACAAAUAAAGUUGCAUAAUUAAGUUAUUUUAACUUUAUUUUUAAAAUGUAUAGCAACGCCUCACAAAAUUAUGAAAUUAAUUGUAAUUUUAAAUUGAUUAAACGUAAAAACUUAAGUGCGACAAAGAAUGCAGCAUGAAGUUAAAACAACUUGGAUUUGCAAGUCAAUUCAACCUACUAUUUUAAGUUGACAUAGCUUAUAAAAACAAGUUGAACUUGAUUAAAUUAAUUUAACAAAAAUGUUGCACACUGUAAAGUUUAAGUUUAAUCAAUUUACAAAUUCAUUUUAACUUUCUUGUCUUGUAAGGAAAUGCUGUACAUUAUAAAAUAAAGUUGCAUUAUUUUAAGUUAUACAUUUUUAUAAUUUAUAGCAACUCCUCAAAAGUUUAAAUUAUUGUAAUUUUAGAUUGAUUAAACUUAAAUAUAUUUUUAAGUGCACACAAGUUUAAACUUGGUUUUGUGUCAAUUCAAUCUACUAUUCCUUUGGCCUGUGAUAAGUUGAUAUAACUUUUAAAAACAAGUUGAAAUGAUUUUUACUUCAUUUGUUAAGUUAAAGUAACAUAAAAUAUUGACGUAACAAAAUUAUGCAUUUUGCACACCUUAAACAUUUCCUUGUUGCACUAUUGUUUAAAUUUUUGAGUUUAAUCAAUUUAAAUGUACAAUUUAUUUCAACAUUCUUGUAUUGUGAGGUGAUGCUAUAAAUGAUCAAAUAAAGUUGCUUUAUUUUUAUAAUUUAACUUAAUUUUGAUCAUUUAUAGCACAUUUCUCAAAAAUGUGAAAUUAAUUGUAAUUUUAAAUUGAUUAAACUUAAAGAUUUAAGUGCAACAAAGAAUGCAGCAAGUUAAAACAACAAUCAAUUCAACCUAUUAUUUUAAGUUGACAUAACUUAUAAAACAAGUUUAAAUUAUUCAAAUUUAACAAAAAUGCUGCAUUUUUUACAUUGCAAAAAUUAAGUUUAAUCAAUUUUAAAAACAAGUUGAAAUUGUUUAAUUUGUUAAGUUAAAGUAACAUAACAUAUAUGUUGAGUUGACAAAAAUGUUGCUUUUUUACAUUAUAUUAUCAGUUUAUCAUGAGCGUGGUAAAAUAUUUGAACCAGUCAGACCUUCUUCAAAUGAUGAUAUUAUCAGAUUUAUCAAUGCUAUGAGGUAUCAGUAAAGAAUCCUGAAUGUUAUUUAAUUUAUAUACUUUUCACACCUGUCCAGUGUCCAAUCUUCUGUUUCCUGAUUCAUGUCAUGUUUUGAGAUGGCUUCUUUUAAAGGUCUGUGAGAUUUGUAAAGAGUAAAUGUAUGGGAAGUGUUGGUGUGGCACUGCUGCUGUUUGUGCUUGUGUAAUAGUAACCGUACUGUACAGUGUCUUUGACAUGUUUAUAUGUUGUCCUGCCUUAACAGGCAUUUAUGUAACAGAAAAAAAUACAAUUUUGAGUAUUUUGGUAAUUAUGUAUAUUUUGUACAGUAAAUGAACGGGCAAAAUAAAGUAGUUUAUCCACAGCA
Molecule: messenger RNA, 6824 nt
Organism: Misgurnus anguillicaudatus (oriental weatherfish)
Lineage: Eukaryota; Metazoa; Chordata; Actinopteri; Cypriniformes; Cobitidae
Gene: ccdc136b
Product: coiled-coil domain containing 136b
Biological process (GO): single fertilization; acrosome assembly
Cellular component (GO): acrosomal membrane
Source: RefSeq, a predicted model, not a curated record